GCCGAUAAGCAAGAUCAACCCAAACAAAGCAAAAGAAAAUGGAAAACCCUAGUAGGUUGAUUCUCCUCUUCUUCGUCCUCAUCCCCUGCUUCUUCGGCCUCACCUUUUCCGCUCCGGCCGAGUUCAUCCAUUCCUCCUGCAAAGUUACCCAAUACCCCACUCUCUGCGAAAAAUACCUCUCCGUCUACCCUCCAGCCGUUCAGCGCAGCCCAAGCCAGUUAGCUAAGGCUGCACUGAACGUAACGGCGAAUCGCGCUUUGGCUGUUUCAAAUUUCAUUAAAAGAAUGCCGGUGAGUGGAAAGGAUCCAACGGAACGCAAAUCGCACGGCGGCGGAGCCGUGCGCGAUUGCUUGGAGACGCUUAACGACAGCGUCGACCGGCUGAGGCGAUCGGUAACGGAGGUGGAGCGUAUGGGGCGGUAUGGGAGCAGAUCGUUUAAGUGGCAUCUAAGCAACGCGCAGACUUGGGUGAGCGCUGCCCUUACAGAUCAGAACACUUGUCUUGAUAGUUUAUUGCAGGAUAAAUCAGCAGCCGGCGUGCGGGUGCCGAUCCGGCGGCAGAUCGUGGCAGUUUCGCAACUUACGAGUAAUGCACUCGCACUUGUCAACAGGCUUGAUUCGCGUAACUGAGAUGCAGAGCUUGGGUUAAUGACUGGUUAUUCGGUUUCUGUGCUGGUAAGCUGUAAUAUAUUGCUGUAAAUUGUUACUUGGAAGUGUUUUGGGUUGUUGAUGGUGUUUAUUAUGUGUCGACUGUCGAGUGAUUAUCUGUUGGAGAAUCGAUAUUUCCUUUUGGUUUGGUGGAUGGGUGGUUGCUAUUGAAUGAAUGCCAGGCUUUUUAAUGUGAUGUAUAUUUGGAUUAUUCUGAACUUCAUAUGGUCUUUCGCAA
Messenger RNA from Dendrobium catenatum, 885 nucleotides. Its product is annotated as 21 kDa protein. The transcript has a single exon. The coding region runs from base 39 to 629 and encodes 196 amino acids. Gene Ontology annotation, biological process: negative regulation of catalytic activity. The record is from RefSeq and is a predicted model, not a curated record. Gene Ontology annotation, molecular function: enzyme inhibitor activity. NCBI's taxonomy places the organism in Eukaryota, Viridiplantae, Streptophyta, Magnoliopsida, Asparagales, Orchidaceae.